ACGCAGAAUUGCAUGUGGCUUCUUCCUGUAUAGCUGAAGGGUGGGACAGGCGGAAGCGAGGCUCUACGGUGGUAAUAUUUUUCUCCGGCUUGAGCGGUUGGACUGAUAUCUAUCAAUUAACAUGCCGGUAAGUGAUUUUCCUACCUAAAUUGAUCGACAGAAGCGCCGAUAAGGGAAAAUAGGAGGCGCACUCAAACCUAUAGGUGACGAAGGGCCUUAAAGCUAAAGCUAGCUUUGAUGACGAGCGUCGUUAGGUUUGUCGGCUAGCUGGGUUAGCAUUUGCUCCUAAAUCUGUGAUACGGAGCACUUCUUAAGAAAUUAUCUCAAUGUUUUACCUUUUUUUGCAAUAACUCAUCGAUUUAGUAUCUAUUCUUAGUGUUGUUGUGUUGUAUCUUUCAACGAUGUACGGUUAGUAGUAGAGCUGUCACUGAUGCACACUGACAGGAGUUUGCAGACUCAGCUCUGUGAAUGAAUUGAACAUAUUUUUCUCCUUUUUUAAGGCCUAUCACUCAAGCUUGAUGAUCCCUGACACCAGACUGGUGGGGAAUAUGGCUUUACUUCCCCUGAAAACCCAGUUCAAGGGUCCAGCCAGAGGAGACGGUAAGACUAGAGUACAGAGUGAAGCUAGACCCAGUUGACCACAAAUACACUCACUUUGCAUUCGGUUAAAGAUGUUUAUUUCCAUUUUUAAGACAGUUUCCAUCGUGCAAUGUCACGAAUUGCUUAUUUCCUGAUGCAUGUGUGUGCAUCACUUCCAUAUAUGGCCUGAAAGAGCGUAAAUAACUUCAACUUCCUCUUGUCAUGUCUUUGACACACAGUCUAAAACUUCACACAAGGAGAUGAAUCUAAACCAAAUAGGAAAUGACUCUGCAGCACUCAGAUUUUAAUUCUUGUGUGUUGAUUUAAGAUGUUGUAUUUACUGAUUGCCCUUUUCUCAUUUCAGGCGUAGACUCAGACAUCAUUGAUGAGGCUAUCUACUACUUCAAGGCCAAUGUUUUCUUUAAGAACUAUGAAAUCAAGGUGAGAUGAGCUGUCUUCUAUAAAUAUUUAAGUCAGUUACCGACCACUCUCAUGUUCAUGUCCCUGUUUGUUUUAGCUCUCUCCCAUCUCACCCUCCCUUUUAUUCUCCAAGCAGCUGUAUUUUGCUCUUCCACAUGCCCCAACUUGCUGUUUCCCAUUCCCCUCAGCUAUGCAUAGUUGCUCAGGAUUUGAACCACAUUACCUUUUUCUGUACAGAACGAGUUGGAACUACACUUAUUGCAAUAAUAUGUCCUGAUACACCGGUCAGAAUUAAAGUUUAUUGGGUCUUCAGUCUUUGUUUUCAAUUCUUGGUUCUUCAGCUAUAAUCUGUUCAUCUUUUGUCUUUCAGAAUGAGGCCGACAGAACGCUGAUUUAUGUCACAUUGUACAUCUCUGAAUGCCUAAAGAAGCUUCAGAAGGUAACUUGAAGAUUUACUGAAUAUUCAGAGAUGACAGAGGUGGAAGUGUUCUCAUUUUACCAUCUGAAGUAAAAACUGGAAGGGUUUAUAGACGAUUUACAGUGUACUAAUGUGAAUCAUUUUCCCUGUCUUGAUGUGGAUGUAAUGAGCCUUUGUAAUGCUCAAUAGACAGGUCAUCUGCCGGUUUGCUUUAAUGUGUCUGUCUCUCUUUACAGUGCAGCUCCAGAAACCAGGGAGAAAAGGAGAUGUACACUCUUGGCAUCUCUAACUUUCCAAUUCCAGGAGAGCCUGGCUUCCCUCUCAACGCCAUGUACAUUAAACCAGCAAACAAGCAGGAGGAAGGUAAGGACACACACACCAUGAAAUGAGGACUGUACCUGUGGGAGUAUCUUGGGAGGUUUACUGUAGAUGGAUAAAAAGCAAAACAAAAAGUUUUGCUCAACUGGACAUUUUUUUAUUUUAUUUUAAAUACUUUUUAGCUAUUAAUAUGCAAGACCUUGUCUCCCCAGUCUGUGUCCUGACAAGUUCCCUUCUUCUAUUUCAUCUGUUUUCUUGGCUGAAGUUGUGUCAUUGCAUCCAAAAAUAGCAACGAUGAUUUAAGCCUCAUCAGCUGAAAGUAGGAAAUGCUGUUUCAGGCUUUUAUGGUUUCCCUAAACCUUGUCUGACUCAAUAAGAUAAGAUUUUAAAAGGAUAAUAAAUAUAGUGGCUGCCACAUCAAUUUUGAUUAAAUACAGAAAUCAGUGUUGUAACCUUGCAAUGAGCCUUGUCAGACUGAUGAAUUUGGUAGGGUGACCAUAUUCUGAAUCCCCAAAAAGAGGACAUGACUACGUGGGGAUGAGUUACAAAGUCAUGCAUGGUAAAUUUUGAGAGUUUUUCGGGUCGGUUCGAUUGUCGAUUGUUUUUUUUUUUUUACACGCUUCUAACUCAGUAAGUCUACACGACACAAACUCAAAACUUCCAUACAAAACCCUGGACAUUUGAAGGAUUUGAUAAACUCCCCCGGACAAGGCUGUACAAGGCCAGUCAGACCCCAAAAAAGAGGACAUGUCUGGGUAAAAGAGGAUGUUUGUUCACCCCAGAUUUGGUCUUUCCUACAGACACCAGUUUCUUCUCUCUGUAACGAUCAGAUGCAGCUUUUCCAAAAGUGAUAUUACUACACGGUAGUUAGUUGAUAAUGUUGAUGGUUCCAUUGAUCAUACUGCUUCCCUGUCCUUGUCCAGACACAAUGAGGGCGUACCUGCAGCAGAUCCGCCAAGAGACAGGUUUAAGGCUAUGUGACCGUGUGUUUGACCCCCAGACAGACAAACCAAGCAAGGUGAGUCCCAACAUCUACAGGCUGCAAAACAUGCCAGGCAAAGUUCACACAUUUAAUUUUCAAAAUGUGUUUUAGAAGUAAAGCUAUGUUUCCCAUGAUCAUCUGACCAGUAUAAGCAGUAGUGUUCAGUUUUGCUCUCAAACGGUGUCACGGUGAAUUGAAUCGCCCCACUCUUACCCCACAUUUGUUUCUUCCAGUGGUGGGUGUGCUUUGUCAAGAAGCAGUUCAUGAACAAAAGCCUCUCAGCUCCUGGACAGUGAUCGACUCAGGACCCAAAGUGUUUGUUCUACACCUGCGACAUGGAUGGAUGGAUGAAUUUUUUUUUCUUUGAUUGGGGUGGAAGAGCUUUGCUUUUGUGCUGUCGAGAUGAUUUUAUACUCAGUUUGAAGAUAUGUAUUCACUUGUCUGACUCAUGACAAUAUUGAGCUGGCGCUUAAUUCAAUAAAGCAAUCAUGGAGUUUGAAAAAAAGACAUGUGGCUGAGUUUGAUUCUGAGUAGUUUAAACAUAUUCACCUCUUUACUAGAUUUGAGAGUACCACUAGAUAGCCACAAGAUUUCUGAAGUGAAAAUCAGUCAUUUGACCUUUGGCAUCAGCGGCUCUUUGGCUUCGAAUCCGUAUACAGGCGGUAGGCGGAACCAAGUUGUCCAUAGUAUAUACAGUCUAUGACUUUCACCCAUUAUUCGAUAACUACUUUUUCCAAAAGCAACUGUGAGUUGCAUAACUGAUUUCCAAGUACUUAACCAAAAUAAUUAUGAUAGCCGUUGAGCAAAAAAGGCUCAGUGGGCUGUUAGACCUCUGUUAGCAGGCUAGUCUAAACUUGGUCUAAAUUUAGAGGCCAAAAAAACCUUUCGUCGUCUAGGUUACAUUUAAACAUCUAUUAGACCUCUUUUCGACCAAAAAAUGCUCAGUGGGAUACUAAAUAUCUAAUACAAAGAGAGGUUUAUUUGGUGCUACUUCAAAUAUUCUUGCACUGUCUCUCUCUUUCGCAUAAUUGAUGUACACAGAAACUGAAGCAUUCUCAGUAAAAACACUUUAUUGGUUUAUUCUUUGGUUUUUCUACAACAGUUCUGCUGCAUAUAAUCAGUUGUACUAUUUAUGAAGACAGGUUUCCUUUGCUGGCAGUAAAAAGUUAAGGCAGUGCUGGGUGAUGGGUUUCCCACUCAGGGGGAAAGACGAGCACUUUCUCUGCAUGCAGGGAAAGCAAAGCCAGUGUUUGUUUAUUUCCAUGAUUAUGAGACUACAAACACCCCAGAAUUGUUGCAUAAUUGAUAAACUAACUGUGAGGUUUGUUGGCUCAGUGUGGCAGGUUGAAAAGAAAAAAUGAAGACUCUCUUUAAACAGGCGAUAUGCAUCUAUAAAAUAGCCAAACUAUAAAUAAAUAGGUAAACAUAACAACCUAAGAAAUGGGGCACUUCUCAGAGGGAAUAAAUGCUCCUGAAAAUCUGACAAGUAUUUACACGAGGAGAGAAAUAAUCUGAUAGAUAAUUAAUCUUUCUGUGAGUCAAAGGCUGACGUUUGACCAGUGAUAGCAUCAUCUGAAUGUGUGGAAACUUUAAGAGGGGGUAUUAUGCAUCUAGCGUCUUCGCGCAGGCUCACGUUUUGAGCAGCUUACGUCUAUUUUCUGGGUUUAUGACAACAUAUAUUUACCUCAGGAUUUGAAACUUUGCUAACAUCUAGUAUGGACAUCAAACUUUGUAAUUUUACAGUUUUUGUAAAUGUGGAAAAGCAUAAUACCCCCGCUUUAAUAAAUGAAAACCUUUCCCAGUGUGAAACCAUUCAGUUAUAACUAUCACAAAGCGUUUCCAAACUAGUGGAGAACUAUGGGUUUAAAUGUUUCUGUGAGUCUUUCUCCUUGGGGAUGGAUAGUUGAUGGCGAUGAACUUGUGCCUCAUGUUCAUCUGGACAUGUUGCCACUUGUCAAUCCUCUGUGCAGUUUCCAACCUGAAACAAGAGGAACGUGUCAGUCUGUGUAUUAACCAUCAUUGGUGCUCCCUGACAGAGUAUUUUUUCCUAUUAUUUUCUUUAUAAAAUGUCCUUCAAUAAAAAACACAUUUUGAAGCAUAAAGAAACUAUACAGACUGACUUGAGGAGGUUUAAGUGCCAUGAGAUAACUUUCACAACCUUGUAACAGAGACCAAAUGAAAAGCUGCCAGUCAAAAAUGGUGUCAAUGGUCAGCGUGUUUAACUUCAUAUUCAUGCAUCGACAUGUGCAGUAACAGUUUAGUUAAAAGCACUAUCAACCCUGUCCUUUUACACUGUAAUGAAUCCUCACUAUUUAUUGCACUGACCUUGUUGUUCCUUAGUCGAAGGCCAUCUCUUGACUCUUUCGAACACAGCGAGCCACCUUUUUCUUGAAAAUGCCUGUAGGAUCCUCUCGCCACUCUUUCUGCAAGAUACGACGAAUGAAAAACCGUCUCAGCAGUGUGCCUUGUUAAAGUGUACAGUAGGUUUACUUUAUUGGCCAAUUUGGCUGGUAAUAUUUUAAACUAUGGCCAUAUCGAACAACUAUCAGAUCUGAACUAUGACCUGCAUUUACCAGCAAUAAAACUCAAGAAACACUAAUGGACUAACUCAAGAAAUUAAAUUUGUGCUUUUGGAGCUUGGCUCUCAAAAGCUGAAUUAAUUCUAGGAAUGUAGUUCCCCUCUGUAGCUCAUCAGCAUAUAUUGGUACAUACUGAGAAAUUAGAAAUAAAAAGUUAUGCUUUUAAAAAUCAGAUUUUUAUGUUUUGUACCAAUAUUAAGGAUAAUUCUGAGACCUCAACAUCAGUUGCGAAAAUGCAUCCAAAUUAGACAGCAGCUAAAUGAGACAGUGGACACUUACAGCUGCAUCCACAUUUGCAGGAGAGUCUCCGUUCGGGUCUGCCAACAUGGAGAUGACACUGAUCAUGAUGGUCUCCACUGUGUGGAUGGGCAGCCAGCGCUCCUCUGGCUUCUCAUAACCAUACUUGUCCUCUCCAGGCUCAUGCAGGAUGGAGAUGCAGACAUCACCGUUUUUUGCCACUGGCAAAAGAGAGAGAAAACAACUCAUGAAUAUUCACUUCUACACUGAUGAAUUAUGGUGGAAUUUAAAGUUAGUUUUUACCAUUGGGAUGCCAGAUUUCUGUGAUAAACUUCAUUUUGGGUGGCCUCAGAGGAUAGUCACGAGGGAAGGUCAAAGCCGCCUUGAAGAAUCCUCCCUCACUAUGAAUGAAAAAGGAGAUGAUGAAGAUGAAACGCAGGGGGUGUAGGCAAAAAGCUAACCACUAACUCAGUUCACCGUGAAAUAGUCUUACUCACAAUAAUGUAUCUUGGGGCCCGAUGACGACGACCUCCCACUGAUAGAUAUCAUCAUCAUCUACAAGACCUGCAGAAAAACCUUCCACUGGGUUCUUGUUGAGCUCUGAAAUUAAAAGUUGCCAUUAAUCAGACUUUGACACUCAUUUUUAAUUCAAAUACAGAACAUAAUCAACAUUAGGGAGUAUAUCCAACAAAAUAGCCAAUCUAUCUCAUUGUAACCCCACUCAAAGUAGUAAUUGUUUCAACUGUUUCACUGGUGUUAAAAAUGCAGACUGAAUAUCGAGAAAAUCGACAAUAUCAUGGAGUCGCAAUUUAAAUCAAAUAGGCAUCCAAAAAAAAUGUAGAAGAAUCGAAUUGGGAGAAAAUCAGUGGUUUCCACCGUUUACAUCAUCUAAUGUUGACAUUUUAAGACGUCUUCAUUAUCUCUGAGGGGGCGAUUUGUUUUUUGGGUCUUGCAUACCUCCAAUAACGCUCAGGACUGUAAACUAAUACACUGUAUUAUUUAGUAUUUAUCUACAUUUUUUGUACUGUUAAGUUAAAAUAUUAUAAAAAUAUUUUAAAUAAAUAUAUAUUUUUUAAGUAUAUCUUAUUCACUUUGCUUUGUUAUUGACUUUGUACGUUACUAAAAUGUUGAACUAAUCUCUCGUUUCUUUAGUUUUUAGUACAGAUGCUUCAAAACGGGCAGGUUUUAAAAAAAAAUCGUAAUUAUAAUCGAGUUCGGACGAUAUGACGAAAGAUAUCGUGAUCAUUUUUUUUGCCAAAUAGCCCAGGCCUACUCGAUACUAUUCUGUAUGGAUUUUUUCUCCCACCCCAUCAGAUUGACAAUGAGCACACAUUUCCAUACAUUAAUCAUUUCCAGUAUUGUGCUUUUUACAAGGAAGUAAGGGUUUAUAUGGUUUGUAGACCAUUAAAAUCAGAUUUUAUCAACAUAUUACUCAGUGUACAUUUCAGUGAUGCUUAUAUAUUAACUAGACAGAUUUACAAAUCACAAACACGUUUCAGAGUCACCACACAGACUGCUGGUGUGUGUGUGUAAUACUUUAGAAAUGUCUUCCCUGGUAAUUGAGCAACACCAGUCAGUGUUAGUCAUAGCCUCACCGACAGCUGUCUGAUACUGGCUAUUCACGUACACUUUAGCCCAUUUCAUUGUCACGAUCUGUUUCUGAACAUCGAUAAUAAGCUAUCAAAAUAACACAACAGUCAAACAAACCACAGCUGUAAUCGUGUGUUAAUCAAUACAGAACAGAAUAAACUAAAGUAGCGAGUUAGCCUACUCACCUGCUAACUGUUUACGUAGUAACAGUGAGGACUGAUCCGUCAUUUUAUGGCUGUAUCUCGUAGACUUACUUAUCAGAUUAACCUAACACCAACUUUAAGUCAAACACGGUUAAAUUAAACAUUAGGCACACAAGGUAAAGUUGUUUGUCCACGUUUUCUCCUCCGCCUGCCUGUCUGAGACUGACACCAAGAAUAUGAGUCAAAAACAGAUUCUUAUUACACCCUCAGGAGGACCUGUCAGGAAAAAACUGACAUCGAGUCUGUCAACAGAUUCAGUAAGAGAAAUGAUUUUGGCAGAAGUUAAAAUUUGGGAUAGGGAAAUGGUUAUGAUAAAGUGCUUUUGUGUAUUUGAAAAACUGGGAUUUGUUUGUAGUUAACAUACUUUUGGCUAUGGCACCUGUAAGACUGAACGCAGGGUUUAAAAUAGCCCUGAAGUUCUUCUUCGUGUAGUUCUGGGCAGACUUUACCCUUUAGGAUGCAUUACUACCUCCCACAGUUCAAAACAGAUAUUACAAGUUCUUGAAUUUCAUUCUGUAGUAGGGGAGACCAGGGCUUGUUGUCACACGUUUUACACUCUUGUAUUUCUUGGAAUCAGUACAUCAUAUAUAAACAAAAUGUGUACCAGAUGAAAGACAAAAGUCUCAGGUAUAUCUUUCGUAUUCAUGUCAUUUUCAUAUCUUGUGUCGGUGCAAAGUUAAUUAAGUUAAUGCAAUAUGCUCUGGACUUUGGAGAGCUGUCUGACUCUGUGUUUCAGCUGGGGUGAAUGUUUUGCAGUACCAAGCUAAGGUGUGGUAGUUGACAUUAAAGUCCUUUAUUGUGCUCCAGAUUGAUUUAUUAGUGAGGGUCACCUGCCUGACUGCCCCCAGCAUCACGUCAGGUACUGCAUUGCCAUGUUCUGUUUUUCUUUUGAAAUUACUCACCAUGUCUUCUCACUUUCUCCUCUCCUUUAAACCACUCUGCUCUGUAAAAAUAAUAUACCGUUUUUUUUUUUAUUACAAGCAAACCAAUUUUUUAAUUACAAGAAUAUCCAGCUGCUUUCACCGCUACCAGCUGUUAGACAUGGCCAAAACUGAAGCAUGAUCAUUUUUCUAUGACAGCCACCUGUUUCUUGGGUUUCAAUUUGAAAAAAAGAGCAAUGGUUGCUUUGUUGGUGUAUGUAAGCGAGACACAAUUCCCACUUCUGGUUAUUGUGAAAGCGUUGAAGUACUUGGCGAUCCUAGUGAACCGGUGCUGAGACCCUGAAUUGUGUCCACUCAUGAUGGUUUGAGAACGGUCCUUUAGCACAGUGGUUCUCAACUAGUGGGUCCUGACCCAAAAGUGGGUCGCAGACACUUUCUGGAUGGGUCGCAAACAGCUGGUCAAAAAUGUAAAUAUUUAAUGCACAUCUGAUGUUUGACAUGUUUUUUAUUUUGAAGAAAAGCUUAUUUUGAAAGGCACGUUUUAUGUCGUGGUCCCCGGUUUCUAAUUAAUGUGGCCUGAAUGCAGUAAAAAUACAUGUUUUUUUCUUGGUCUUUAUUUCAUGAAAUUUGAUAUUUAUUCACUUUUGUCCAUGCUGUUGCACGGUCCUCUUCAGGUUCCUCUGAAUAUGCAUUGGACGCAGAGAUGCACAUCAGUAAAAUUUUUCAUUUUACUCAUCUCCAUUUUGUGCAGUUUGAUAUCUUCUGUAUAAGCAACUUUAGUUGUCGUCGUCCUCAGUUCAUGUGCUCUGAAAUGCACUCUACUCAAUAAAAUGGGUGUAUUUAUGUCAAAGAUUUGAGUCUUAAAAGUUUUUUUCUAUAAAAAAUAAAUUCGCUUGGUUUGAAUUUUAUAAAAGUGGGUCGCAACUUAAGGAGCAUGGAUAAAAGGUGGGUCCCACAGUGAGACCAGUUGAGAGCCACUGCUUCAGCACACGACCCCUAUGGAAACAGAAUGAGACAGGUGCUCUUUAGCGGAGGCCUCAAUGCUAAGUUAACAAACUAUAAAUACAGUUCAAAUCAUUAAAGUUAAUCCUAUUAAUCAAUCAGUAAGUCAGUUAAACCUUAUUUAUAUGACACCAAUUCACAACAAAUGUUGUGUAGUCUCUUGGUGAAAGAUCUUUGACUGAAUCCAAACUGUUUCACAAAGAGGUAAUUUAUAGAAAUCACUUUCAAACUGCUGUCAAGAUUUCACUCGGACUUUAAUCAGUAAAGAUCAAACAGUGAUGCCUGUGGCCUGAGGACUUAUGACUCAGUCAUGGUUGAUGCCACAGGCAAUGUUAAGGGCAAGUCACAACAAUCAGAGGUACAGAGUGGGCAGACGUAGACGAACUUGCUGCUAUUAUCUUCUCUAUAUAGAUGUUCGCAAAAACAUCAAUCAAAGUCCCAUAAAGAGCAGAAGAUUAAGACAAGCAAAAUAAGAAGCAUGGUAGUAAAGUGGCAAAUGUACAACAAGUCCUCCUUAACGCUGAUGUUUCAAAGAUGGUAGAGGAGGAGAAAGCCCUUUGUACGAUCAAACAGAGAGGGAAAUAAUGACAUAGACAACUUAAUCUAAUCCCAUGCCAUGUGAGUGAGUAACGCAAAAAGGAAAAAGAGUCAUUUCUGGUGGAGAGUUUUCACUUUGAGGGAGGAUCAGUCACACUGUGUUGAUCUUAUUGUCCGGGAUAAGAGGAUGAGCAGCAGAGUCCUCUGGAGAGCUCUACUAACACCCUGACAGCUCACUCAGAUCAAUACGGUGACAGAAGACAAAGAAUGAUUGUGUUAUUAAUUGUUUAAGCAGCUCAUGACAAAAAGCUGACAAUCCAGGGCGGUCAAGUGGAUUAAAGUCUAAAGGUGAUGAUGGCCACAGGUAAUGAACUAUUUCUUCGUGGCUUGAUUUCUAAAGAUUACACUCACUGGAGGAUUUCUAUUUCCACAGACAUGAAACAUAUUUUUGAGUCAGAUUUCACUGUAAAUUCACCUGAUCCUGCAAUGUCUUUACUAUCAUACUCUGAAGAUGUCUCAUGGGUGAGAUGUAAAUAGGUAAGUUAUUCUGGUCCAUCUCAAAGGCAGCAGAAAUAUCUUUGUAGUUUUGAUCCUUUCAGUUGAAUUGAAGAUAUUUAAAAGGAAAAGUUACACAAAUCCUUUCCCACAGUCCUUUUUGUGUCUGAUCCUAACUUAAAGCUCCUAUGAGGAGUUUUUUUAUACUUAUGAAAUGUACUGAAAUUCAUGAUGGUGCAUUUUAAUCACAAACAAAGGCAAAUAUGACCAUCAGAAACAAGACUACAAUGUCCACCUUAAAUAUCCAAAAUGAGUGAUACAUUUGACUGUCAAAAGUAAACAGGAUGAGAUUUGUUAUAAUAAAUCAUGCAGCAGACAAAAUAAGCAAAGACCGCUUUGACCACAAGGGGGUGCCAAACUUCACAUAAUCGAGAAGUUGCCUGCAAGAGCUUCAAGUAAAAGACAUUUUCAAAAUCUGACAAAGUCAAGCUGUCAGAGACUGUGGCUGGACCUCAAACUGAACUGGACAUUAGAUAUUGACCACCUUCACAGGAAGAGACAGAGCAGGCUGUACUUUCUAAGAAAACUCCUGUGGAUGUUUUAUCUGUUUGUUGUUGUCAGUAUCUUUUGUUACACUGUGGUGGUCUUACAGGGUCUUUGAUAGCACUGCUGACCUUAAACAACCAUCAUCAGAUCUCAUUCAGCUGAUUUCAGGUCUGCUCUUCACUGAUGGGGUAGGUGAUGGGGUGAGUUCUGCUUGUUUCAGUCUGAUCUCAUUAGCAUUGCUGGGAAGAAGCGACAUGAAUUCAGAAUGGCGAAACUCAUUACGGAAGAAGCCCCAGAGGAUUCACAUCACACACAACACAUGAUCAUAAACGAUCUGUUCAGCUCCUUAUUAAUCCAUCAUAAUAUUCUAAUGAUCCCCAAUUACACCAGGCUAAAUGAUCUCAUUACACACACUGUAAAUGUGCAGUGGUCUCGACAAGUACCUCGUAGAAAGCAGCAGUUUGAGCUCCCUUUUUACUCCAGGUUUGAUUCAGUGGAGACAUUAACCAAUUUUCAUUAAUGUUCCUCAGAGCCAAUAAAAUCAAACAUGUUCCUGUUGGCGAGACAUGAGCCGCACAGCUGGAGGGAAAGAGGAUUACGGAUGAUCAAUACAGCUGUAUUUGGGCGUUAAAGGUAGAAGUAAAUUAGUUCAUGUUUUGCCUCACAUAAAUGUUUUUUAUUGUUUUUUCAUCUUUCUUUGUCUUCACUUGUUAGAUGUUGGCCAUGAAAUUCUUGUACAUCUUUUAACACAUCUCUCAUGGAAUGACAGGAACGUCUCUUCAAUCUUCCUUCUUUUGUUAAGCAGAGUCACAAACAUCAUAUUUAUGGUCUGCUGUCAUUAAACAGACAGCAGACUUUUCUCUCUUUAUCUUUCUCAGAGUCAGAUAUCAAUCGAGGUAUUCAGAGGUAAAAGGAGAAAACAUGACCGAAUGACACUUUCAUGCUGUUUCCAGCAAAAGAAUCUCUUUUUUUUUUGUUAUUUUGCUGCUUCUUUUCACUCAGAGGCGCUUUGUUAUGACAGGCUUUGUGCUUGCGGUAUAGUUUUGAGAAUCAAAAGAGUGCGUAUGAUGUUCUUUGGGUGAAUUCUUUCACCUUAUUGUGUUUGUGCUUUCACACACAACAGCAGGACUGACAAAUGGAGAAACCUCAAGAGUCUUAUAAAACGAUACGGCAGAUCUAUCUGUAGUGUUGUCGCUUUUCUCUGUUGUAGAAAUGUGUAAUCCCAAGAAACUUUUUCCUCUUAAUCCUGAACUUUUAAUUCUGUCCACUCAUGUCAAAGCAGUUACUCUCUCCUGUGAGAGUAUCCUGUAGUAUGUAAAUCGCACUGAAAAACGGCGCACACAGCAGUUAUAAUUCAUAAGACAUGUAGAAACUUGGCUGACCUCUUUGACCCUUUAAGUAUAAUUCAGACCAGCUGUUUCUGCCUGAGCCAGAACUGCUGAUCAAGCUGUUUUUACCCACACCCAUCCUCUCUCUUCCACUUUUCUACCUCAGAGGAUCCUUCAAUCUGAGCUCUGAAGUACGGUCGGACUUUAAAGUGAGAAUGCAACAAUGCAGGGAGCUUUAGAUGUAGACUGAGCCAAAUACAUGUUCAAAGAGAAACUUUGAUAUUUUCACAAACACACCUUCCUCGUGCUUGAUUAGGACUCCCCCAGACUCGAGUUAAUUGUGUGACAAUGAAAUAAACAAAAACAAACAAAUGUUUAAAAGGACUUGAAACUUAUUCUAAGUCCAUUUCAGGGACCGUCUACUUUCUCUGUGGGCCCCUUCUGGAGUCUCAGGUAUGAAUUGUUCCACGACAGUAGAGUGUUUCUGUGUGGUGGCUGGGAAAGGUGUUGCAUUCACUUCUGACUGUGACAAACACCAGUUUGGAGGAUUGUAUAUUGCAUUCACUUAUUUUUCUGCUUUGGUUGUCUCUGCAUCGGCUGAGAAAUCAUUUGCACCUCGACAGUCUCGGCUUUAUACUGAAGGGGGGAAAAUAAAUUGCUUUCUUGCCUGCACAGUGGCUCUUUGUGGAUGUAGGAAUGAAUUUCAAUGUUGCUGUGAUUAGUUUCAUAUCAGAUUGUGAGAUGAAGGAUUUAAUGCUUAAACAUCUGCAUGUCAAACAGCAGGAUCAUCCAAGUAGUUGUUUUCUUUUUCUUUGCAGCUGACUGAAACACAAGAUUUUUCAGCUUAUCCUGACCCUUUCUGUUCCUACCUUGAGCUUUACUUUUGUUUGUGUUUUCAUUGUUUCCUAGCUUCCUUUCCUCUCUUUUCUUUCUUUCUGAUCUAAAUCUUCUUCUGACCAUAUAUGCAUAGAAUAUUUGGUUUACCUUUUCCCUUUUUCAGUUUUUUUAUGUUCAGACUCUGUUGAACGAGUUUCUUGUAGUAACACUAUGGAGCAUUGAACUUAAGUUUGGGUUUAGACAGGCCAAAAAAUAAAUACAUCAGCAACAGGUUAAAUUGUAUUAUGAUAACGGCAAUAAAUAAUGUUCUACAAAAUGAAAGGAGAACCUGUUGUUAAGCUGCAAAGGUGAGACCGGUGAGUGCAAAUAUGUGCUCAAAACAAUCACUGAAUUUAUGAGUUUUUAUUAUUUUUUUAAAUUGUUUUAUUAUUUUUAAUCGGAUGUCCUAAAGGUUACAUUUAAAAUAUCUAAAAUUGAAAAAUAUCUAAAAACACAGACAAGAAACAGCAACAUGACUUAGCUGCAAACUAAAGAUAAUCAUGUCAUUUACCAUCACUAAGACAAAAAGUGAAUCUAACAUUUUAACAAGGUUACAAACACUAUCCUGACAGUGAAAGACCAUCGGACUGAUGGAUGAGAAAGAUUGUCACAACCAAAAGAUUGGUAACCAGGCUGCAAUCACACAAGUGAAAGAUUAUUCAAAGGAAAUUUUCUUUUUUUUAAUAAACCUACUUGAAUGUCUACGACAAACAUAAGAGUGUCUGAUCUGAACUGUGGAGAACAUUAUUUCCUUCAGUGUAUGCUAAGAGUCGACUGGACUUCAAUUUUGACAAAUAAAGACCUACUGUAUAGGUCACGUAGAGGUAUAGGAACAGUUCAGUAUGAUCUGAAAAACACUGAGAUUUUCUUUGAAAAGAACCAAAACUCCUUCCUGAGCGAUAUUGAUGUAGAUUAGCAUUUAUGCUGUUGUUUUGAUAUUGAUUAAUGACACUCAACCUCUGAGGAGUAAACCUGCUGUAACGGCAGUAAAGUUAGAUACUCUGAUGAAAGUGUGUGUUAGAGUUUAUUAUUGAUCUUCACCUUUGCAGCAGGACUUUCAGGUAGACGCUGAUCAUCGCUGACAUUCAUCAGAGUUUGUCUGUGUGCAGAAAGACAGAAACCUUUGUUCAAUAAAGCUCUCAUCUCUCUGUGAUCACUUCAGAUUUACACUCCUUCAGAGAUACACACACUCAUACAAUAUCUGUCUGCUAGACAAGAAACACACAACGAACUGUGCUAACUGAGAUUGAGCUGAAUUUCUCAUCUGUCUCUUGCUGUGUGGUUCCUCUCUGUUUGCUCAUUAGAAGAGACAGUCAGAGUGGCCCCCACAGCUCUUUAUUGUUUAUCCCAAAUGCAAUCAUCUGAGCUAAGAAUAUUAUAAUCUGGGUCUUUAGAUGAUAGUGCAAUAUUAGCUUCUGACUCCCCUUUCCAAAUUCAAAGUUUGCCCAGAAGCAGAUUUUUCUGUCCUAAUUUUUUAGAAGUUAGUGACAAAGUGAAGAAACACUGACAGCAGGAUUAGUCAGAGUUUGUCCUCUACUGGCGUGAGACACAGAUAAGUGAAAGAGAGAAUGCUUCUCAUAUCUGUAACUUACACUCUGUGUUAUCACGACAUUAAGGCCGGCUAACUGUAUCCAAGCAGACCGCCAUCAGUCACGCCGUCACGCUGUCAGGAACUGUAUUUGGGAAAUGUUCUGUCAGAGCACUAAUAGGCUGUGCACUGUGGUUUUCUCAUUAGCAUACUAAGUGUUCUCAAGGCAGAAUCAGCCACCUGCGUCAUACAGCAGUGACGCUCCUUAUAUAUGAAGUCCUCUCGUGUAAACACAUGGUUGCUUUUCCCCCCAUCUGUCUUAGGCGCGUGUCAACAACUUACACCUUGUGCAUCUAGAUCUGUUGUGUCUUGGAUGUUGGCCAUGCCAUUGCAAACUUUAAAAGAGAUUUACUGUAAUUUUGUUUCUGUCAACGUCUUUCUCUUUCAAUCAAAUGCUUGAGAGCCAGAAUGUCCAAGAGUUUUAAGGCUGAUUUUAAUAAGCCCUUGAUAAGUUCUGAUCAAUAUCCCAUCCAUCAAAUAUUUAAAUGUAUCAGCACUUUUAACUCAGCUCAGCUAUAGCUUGGCAUUUUGCUUAUAAUCAUGUAAGGAAUGAGCCAAUAAAAAUUUGCAUAACCGAUGACUGUCUCCAUCAAUCAAAACCAAAACAGAUUUAUUCCAUCCUUAAAACAUGACGAAUGCAGCCCAAUCACAGAUCCUCAUUUUGGAGAAGUUGGACAAGGUCACUAGAAAACAACUUCAGGUCAUUACAAUACGUCCCAAUCAAUGUUCUGUGGAUUGACAAGUCAAUAAAUAUGUUCUGAGUUGAUUCAAUACACUUCUGUCAAAAGCUGAUAUCCAGUUAAAGAUCCUGAAAGGGAGUGGGUCUGAUAUUAUGAGAGAGAGCGUAAAGGUGAUGGAGGAAAAAAAAAAAACUUAUG
Xyrichtys novacula (pearly razorfish) is the source of this 15457-nucleotide messenger RNA. The record is from the annotation of a GenBank genome assembly. NCBI's taxonomy places the organism in Eukaryota, Metazoa, Chordata, Actinopteri, Labriformes, Labridae.